AUGAGAAAAUUUUCCUUCGAUAUCAUAUGCAAAUUCUCAUUUGGAAUGGACCUUGAGUACUUCAUUCCUUCUCUUUCGGAGUCUAAACUGGCAAACGAUGUCAGCCUCACAUCCAAGCUAUCAGUACAACGAGCAAUGUCGUCGUCGCCGCUCAUAUGGAAAUUGAAGCGAUUACUGAAUAUUUGUUCUGAGAAGAAGGUGAAGGAAGCGAUCGGAGUGGUGGACAAUGUGACCAUGGAAAUGAUAAGGCAGAGGAGGAGGGAGAUGGUGACGACAAUGGGUCUUAACAAAUCAGAUUUGCUGUCUAGAUUCAUGGGAUCUAUCGAAGACGACAAAUGUUAUUAUUUGGCUAAAACGGUUAUCCUCAUCUUUCAGACUAUGAAGGACAGACUGGAAAGGUCUUCGAGGUCUCCACCCUCCGUUUUGCUUAUCGCCGACGUAUAUCGCACCCCUGCUAAGAAGUUCGCCGACUUCUACUAG
This is a messenger RNA of Arachis stenosperma, 480 nucleotides long. RefSeq names its product cytochrome P450 94A1-like. The coding region runs from base 1 to 480 and encodes 159 amino acids. Gene Ontology annotation, molecular function: heme binding; oxidoreductase activity, acting on paired donors, with incorporation or reduction of molecular oxygen; iron ion binding. The transcript has 3 exons. The record is from RefSeq and is a predicted model, not a curated record. Lineage: Eukaryota; Viridiplantae; Streptophyta; Magnoliopsida; Fabales; Fabaceae.